Cephus cinctus (wheat stem sawfly) is the source of this 2724-nucleotide messenger RNA. RefSeq names its product solute carrier family 52, riboflavin transporter, member 3-B. Bases 1000 to 2283 code for a protein of 427 amino acids. Gene Ontology annotation, cellular component: plasma membrane. Gene Ontology annotation, biological process: riboflavin transport. The transcript is spliced from 2 exons. Gene Ontology annotation, molecular function: riboflavin transmembrane transporter activity. Lineage: Eukaryota; Metazoa; Arthropoda; Insecta; Hymenoptera; Cephidae. The record is from RefSeq and is a predicted model, not a curated record.
AUAAAUUCUUGCUUCUCCUGUAUCAGUAAUCAGUUGCUAGAAUUGCCUGACGGGUCCAAAAAGAUACGGUUUUAUAAUAUAGGAAUCACAUUUCAACCGAUAGUCAGUCUCUGACUGCCAGUAGAGCUGUGUAACUACAACAAUUCUACUGAGUACUAGAACAUCAAUCUGAACAAAAUAUUUUGCACAAGCUAUCGAUCAUGAUCAGCUGAUUGGUGGAUAAAACUGUGUAGAAUAUAGUGCGAAGUAGAAACGAAUGGGGACAGGUCGAACAGUUCAGUGAGUCGGUAACUCAGCUGAGUGGAGAAUCUGGCAGUGUUUCGCCACGCAUGCGUUGAAUGUGUACGGACGUUUUUACUAGUGACGCGCAGACGUACUUCCGUUAAUGAUUGCAGGUUAUACGUGUUCUUGGAACACGUAACAGAAGGCACACAAGACUUCAGUACUUUAACGUUGCAAAUGUCAUUGUAAAUACACAAAUUCCCUGUGAUUAGCAGAUAUUCAUUUGUAACGAUACAUUCCUUGUGGACGAUUCAGGCUGCAUCUCUAUCUUUUAUACGAAGUGCCUUUAACCUCGAUAGCAUACCUUUCUGCAUGUUGCUAAUAUCUGCUGGUCUUAGAAGGAAAAGAAAUGUAUAUAUUGAAAUUUGACCGGAUUGUUGGAUAGUUCUGUAUGUAUUUAAAAAACUUUACGAGGAUAGUGAGAAUCUUUUACUACAUUCAUACGGUACCGUCGAGUGAAAUUUUUUGUGCGAACACAAGUAAAACGUUUUGUUGAAAUAAUUGCCUUUCGAAUGGUUGCAAUUACAUUGUUAAGCGAUUACAGUUGCCGGGAAAAGAGCUGAUGAUCGGAAGAAUUCCUACAUUAAACGUAAAUCGGGCGAGCUAUGUGAUGCUAGUGUUCUAUUAAAAUAAUCAUUGACGGAAGCAAAUUAAAUGAUAAUUUUGUGUUCCUAAGGAGUUAUUUAAACGGAGACAUAAAGAAGAAAUAAAUACAAGAUGACGUUGACCCAACGAUUCAGCAACAGGCGUCUUCUUGUCGAUGGUCUGGCUUUGAUGUUCGGAGUCGGUGCUUGGAUGGGUGUUAACGGCAUUUAUGUACAACUACCCUUAUUGGUAAAUACGGCUCCGGAGGGAUGGAGUCUACCUGCGUAUAUGGUGAUGCUGGUUCAAGUUGCCAAUUUGGGUCCGGUUUUGUACUCUUUGUAUGCCAAGUAUGCAGCGGCACCACAAGAUAGCCUUAUAAUUUACACACUGCUGGGAGCAUCCACAAUAGCAACAUUUACACUGGCCUUUAUUUAUCAGAAGACAUCAAUGAUAUUCAAUGCGGAAUACUCAACAGCUCUUCUGGGUCUAAUGUUUGUUACGGCAGUUGUUGGCUGUACUAGCUCCGUUUUAUUCAUGCCCUUCAUGCGUAACUAUCGUGAAAUUUACCUCGUAUCCUAUCUAGUAGGAGAAGGUCUUAGUGGUUUUCUGCCAAGCGUCGUAGCUCUAAUACAAGGAGUAGGAGGAAACCCAGAAUGCAUAAACUCUACCUCACCAGAUUCAGAUGUAAUCGAAAUCACUACAUAUUAUCCCGAACCAAGAUUUUCAACGCAAGCUUUCUUUAUAUUUCUCAGUAUUGUAUUAUUCAUGAGUUUCACCUCAUUCAUAGCUUUGACAAAAACUUCCAUGGCUCGGAGAGAGCUAGUUAAGCCUCCUGGAAGUACUGAAACACUACCUACAGAUACAAGUGCGUUACCAACCUAUAAGACUUCAUCGGGCUGGACUAUGGCCAUGAGAACUUAUGUCUACCUCUUAAUUAUGAUGUCUAUCGUUAGCUGUUUAGGUAAUGCCGCUCUUGCCAGUAUACAAUCUUAUUCAUGUUUGCCAUAUGGAAAUGUAGUGUAUCAUUUAACUGUAACUCUAGGAUCAAUGGCAGGUCCGUUGGCUAUGUGUUUAGGUUUUGUCAUCAAGAACCCAAAAAUUCAUGUACUUAGUUGGCUAACAGUGCUGAUACUAGCACUUUCAGCUUACUUAUUUUAUUUAGCUCUGCAAUCUCCAUCGCCACCAUUUCAAAAUACUUGGUAUGGUGAAUUUCUAGUUGUAAUAUCCUGGAUAUUAGUUAAUGGUUUGAUAGGAUUUGUCAAAAUGGGUAUCACUACACUUUUUAGACCAGACCCUGGUAGAGGUCUUUUUUACACUGGUGUAGCUACACAAAUAGGUUCAGUCUGCGGUGCAAUUACUACUUUCGUUAUGGUCAAUAUUUUAAACAUGUUCCAAUCCUAUUCUCCAUGUGUAUGAUAUUAGGAAAUCCUUUAAAAUUAUGUAGCUAGUGUAAUAUUAAUAAUUUGUGAUGAUGGUAUCGCAAGCCAUGUUGUGAUAUUGUCAGAGAAAAGGAAAAUUCUUUUGGUACAAGAGCUUUAAUUUUAAUGAAUAUGUUCUUAAAAUUAUAGAUACCAAUAGGUCUCUUGUCAACCAUUGGGAUUAGCGGCGUGGCACUGCUGCUCUUUUAUUCAUCAUAAUUUGACAAACGUUCACUUCAUGACAAUUGUGAAUAGUCGUAUCAAUUUAAAGUCGCUUGACAGUGUCAAGAGUGCAAUCAGUAGUCUCGUUCGUGUGCUCUUAAUCACUUCAGUUCAAUGACGUCCAUAGGGAUCAAUUUGCUAUUUUUACUUAACAUCCAUUCCAACGAAUAGUGCAGAUUUAUUGCGACUGUAUUACGGAUUAAAAUUGAAAAAUUGA